GGGAUGAGGCCUAGGGCCAAUCCUGGAAAAGUAGGCGGACCGUUCUAUGGACUACUUUCUGGAGAACGGGCCUGCGCUUUCGGGGGUGGCUCUGGAAAGGGGUGGAAGGGGGUUGUCAACCCCUCUCCAGUGGCGUGUCGUUAAGCGCGAUGAGUUCGUAUACGCCAGUGUCCCACUGAAGCCGGUCUGAGUGUGCAAUGUUAGAGUUCAUUCCUUGCAGUAUGGUGCAAAGUAUGGAGAAUAUUCGCCCUUGCAACGCCGGUUCAGAUGUAACUAGCGUUCAAGGGAAGUGCGACAAGACGUAUGAGAUGUGCGAAGGAUGCGGUCAGAAGAUCCACGACAGGUACCUCAUGAGAGUGGCAGACGGUAGCUGGCACGAACACUGCCUUUCUUGUACCGUGUGCGGAGCGCUUCUGUCCCAUUCGUGCUACUGCAGAAACGGCAAACUCUACUGUAAACCCGAUUACGACAGACUGUUCGGGGUGAAGUGUUCGAGAUGCGGUGAUCGACUGCAUCCUCACGAGAUGGUAAUGCGGGCCCAGACGCAUGUUUUCCACUUGCCGUGUUUUACCUGCGUCGUCUGUUGUCAACCGCUGCAAAAGGGUGAACAGUUUGUCCUAAGGAGCGGCCAACUUUUCUGCCGCCAGGACUUUGAAAAGGAAAUGUUCAUACUUCAACAAUCCACGUCGCCGUCUGACGAGAUGCUGAUGGACGAAAACAGCCGGCCAAGAGACGGAAGACGUGGACCGAAAAGACCGAGAACUAUAUUGACCUCAGCUCAAAGAAGACAGUUCAAAGCAUCCUUUGAAGUCAGUCCAAAGCCAUGUCGAAAGGUAAGAGAAGCAUUGGCAAAGGAGACUGGUCUGAGCGUGAGAGUCGUCCAAGUCUGGUUUCAAAAUCAAAGAGCUAAAAUGAAGAAGAUACAAAGAAAGGCGAAACAAGAUUCAGAUAAAUCGCCUGGAGAUAAGGAUGAUAAAAGGGACAAAUGUAUAAAGCAAGAGCCUUUAUCGAACGAUCACAGUCAUUAUCUGGGUUUGAACGCGCUGAGUAUGCACGACUCAUCUGACUCCGCAUAUCCAACGUCGAGCAGCCAACCCCUUAAUCCGAAUCAUCCGUAUUCACCUGACGACAACUAUCCAGCACAUUCCGGCGAGAGUUUCUGCAGUUCUGACAUCUCUUUGGACGACAGCACAAACCUCGAUGAGGGCGGCUCGGAUACCUUGUCCCUUGAACUGGGGCCACCACCGAGUCACGAAGGGAUGCUCCACAACCCGAUGGGUCAUAUUAAUCCAAUCGACAAGCUUUACCUUAUGCAAAAUUCAUAUUUUAGCAGUAACGAACAGUAACAGGAAAGACUAACAAGCUGAUGAAAACAAGCUUCAUAUGCAGUUGAAAAAAUUUUUUAAUACAGUUUAACAUAAUUCUCUCUGCUCAAAUUUUGCCAAAUGCUUUUUCCUUUAAUUCUUCUUAUUUUAAUUGUAUUCUGUGAUUGCAUUUGGCACAAUGAUCAAAUUUAUUCUUCUUUAAUCUUGUCUUAAAACAAAAAUUAUCAAAACGGUACCAUAUAAGUUUUCAAUUGAAGUAACACCCAAUUUUUUAACUUAACAGCCUUUUUCAAAUUUAAAUGUUUACAUACUAUAUUUAAUAGUGACAUCAAUAUUUUAAAUUGUAAUGGCAGAGGGACCAACACCUUUCAUACUUGGUUUCGCGUCCAUAAAUGCAGACUUCUGGAAUAACAUAAACAUUUUAUUUUCAAAAUUUAGUAUCCAAAUCAUACAAAUUUAGGCACUAGUCAAAACAUAUGUAUAACUAGUACAAAAUGCCACUCGAACUUUUAAUACAUUUUAUAUUGUGUAUAAAAUAAAUGUUCUAUGUAAUGUACAUUAAGUUAUGAUGUUCAAUGUUUAAACAAUGUAAAUACAAUUUCAAUUUAUUUAUAAAUGUUAUGCAUUUUGUAAAUACAUAAAUAUAUAGAUUGUUGUUAUAAGAGAGAAAGCACAAGAUGUACAUAGGCUACUACAUCUAUUAAUCAAGCUGAAUAUGUAUCGAUGACGAAUUUGCUUGAGCACAAAUAAAACUGUAAUAAA
This is a messenger RNA of Cimex lectularius (bed bug), 2087 nucleotides long. RefSeq names its product LIM homeobox transcription factor 1-beta (gene Lmx1a). The record is from RefSeq and is a predicted model, not a curated record. The transcript is spliced from 7 exons. Gene Ontology annotation, biological process: regulation of transcription by RNA polymerase II; neuron differentiation. Lineage: Eukaryota; Metazoa; Arthropoda; Insecta; Hemiptera; Cimicidae. Bases 198 to 1346 code for a protein of 382 amino acids. Gene Ontology annotation, cellular component: nucleus. Gene Ontology annotation, molecular function: RNA polymerase II transcription regulatory region sequence-specific DNA binding; DNA-binding transcription factor activity, RNA polymerase II-specific.